AUGGGUCCAGGUGUGGUGUUUGGCGUGAUCCUGCUAUCAAGUACAUGCUUAUGUGCUGUCCCGAACCAGUUUGGGAGAGAAUUUAUAGUCGUGUUUAUAGAACACGUCCAAGAUACUAGCACUCUGGAACUGUUCUUGUCAACAGAGGAGCCAUCGCCGGUUUCUGUGACUGUAUCGGCUCCUCUCGAACCGGAAACGCAGGCAACCAUCACCACGACCGUGAACCAGGGGGAGAGUACUCGUGUCACUCUUUCAAAGAAGAUUAAUCUGAAGUUUUCGGGAAUUUUCAAUCGUGGUGUCUCGGUAAUAAGCAGUGGUGAUAUUUGCGUUCAGGGUUUCACUCAGAGCGCUUACAGCCCUAUCAAAAGUGCCGGUGCAUUCUUAGCUUAUCCAGUGAAUUCGUUUGCUAAGGAGUACAUCGCCAUUACGUACUGUGAAGAACACAGUUGUGAAAUAGCUGUUGUAAGUUCUGUGAAUGAUGCAAGUGUGACCGUUCAUCUGAAAAUAUCCAAUAAUAAGAAAGUCACGUUCUCGGGGAAAGAUUUCUUCGACGGCGAUACCGUUAACAUCACACUGGACAGGCAUCAAACAGUCCAGCUGCAGUCUAGUGGAGAUCUCACGGGAUCUCGCAUUAUUUCCUCCGAACCAGUUGGGGUGUUUGUAGGAACAGACCUGACCAGUGUUAAAAAAGGAGGGGUGGGUGACUUCAUUGUGGAACAGCUUCUGCCAAGUCACGUGAUGGGCAUGGACUACUUUCUUGCGCCCUUUCCAGGUCGUACAGUUGGAGACGUGAUCAAAAUUGUUGCAGAGUUUGCAAAUACAAAAAUAACGUUCCAAGCGGUAGAUUACGUCAUUGCCAACGCUGGAGAUACGCUAGAGUUGCCAUUACCGUCAUCCUCUCCAUCGACGUUGAUAUCAAAUAAAAGGAUUGUUGUGGCACAAUUGUCUCAAUCAUAUCUUUCAAGUGAACAAAAUAACACAAACCCGUCUAUGAUGAUAAUUCCUCCAAAGGAACAAUGGCUUCAAAACUACGUCUUCGCUGCCCCACAACUUUCCAGUGGGUUUUAUCCCGUGACGAUGGCCAUACUGGCUGAAUCAGCGUGUAAAAACGACAUUGUUGUGGACUCAGUGUCUCCGACGUUAACAUGGAGUGACGUCGAUGACGUUGCUGUGACAUACGUAACGCUGAACAAUACAUCUCAUACUCUCCGUGUCAAAUCUUCUUGUGGAUCUUUGUGGGGUUAUCUCUACGGUACUUCAUACCAAAUCGCGUGGUCAAUGCCAAUAGGAUGGAACAUGAUGACACUGCCGGAGGAAAGGACAACAACGUCAUCUAGUACAUCCACAACGUCGGCACCUACAACAACGACAAGUGAAACUACCAUUACUACAUUUACAACUACAACGACCACUAUUCCAACAACAACGACAUUAACUACAACUAUAGCGACCACAACUACAACUGCAGUGACCACAACCACAACUACAACUACAACGACAACACCUGCAACUACUUCCACUUUUCCUACUACGGUCCCAUCUUCUACAACUACAUCCACUUCGCCGCAUACAACCAGUGAAGUAACAACGUCUUCAACUACCUCUCCGACAACGACACAAACUACUACUCAGACAAGCACAGCGACUACAACCACGACUACCAUGUUUCCUAGUUCAACCACGACCGCAAGUACUUUGACAUUAAACCAAACAAAUACACCAAGCAUUGAAGCUGUCAUCCCAAAUGCAAUGUCUACGUUAUCAACUGCAUCAGGUCCCUCAACAUCAACGAUAACGCCUGUAACAUCAACGGUAACAUCAACGUACCUGUCGGUAACAUCAACGGUAACGCCGAUAACAUCAACGGUAUCGCCGGUAACAUCAACGGUAACGCCGAUAACAUCAACGGUAACUCCGAUAACAUCACCGGUAACGCCGGUAACAUCAACGGUAACACCGGCAACAUCAACGGUAACAUCAACGGUAACGUCGGUGACAUCAACUGUAACGGUGGUAACAUCAACGGUAACGCCGGUAACACUAACGGUAACAUCAACGGUAACGCCGGUAACAUCAACGAUAAUGACAGUAACAACGUCAAUAUCAAUUUCGUCAGUUCGAAAACAGUUAUGUAUCUGCACAUGUGUAACGAAUUUAACAAACACCAAACUGACAAGCAUUGUUAAUGACAUCAAGAAGGAACUAUUACUACCCAAACAAUAUCUAUCGGCAACGAUACGCAAACUGACAAGUGUAGCAGACCCACGGCCCUCAGCAGCAGUUGUGGGUUCUCUGGGGGUGAUACUUAUCACCUUCACUCUUGUCGCGUUAUUGGCGUCAGACGCCAUUGCUGUCUUGUCAUACCUCUUUCAGAAGAUGAAAGCAUAACUGACUCUGGCUCUGCGGUCUGGAGUGUAGAUAUCAAAGUCAUUUUUACAUUGUGUUAUGCCAACAGCAGGGUGUCUUUAGUUAAAAAUGAAACGGUUUCAAGGACGUGGUUAACGUACAUGAUGUUUUAUACGUCCGAUUCACAUCAGGCAUUAUUUGAAGAAGGAUGCACGUGUAUAUAGCCCAUUCAGCCAGUAUGGUAUUGAGAAAUAAUAACAGAAGAAGAAAUGGACUGAAUGGACCUUGAGUGAAUGGGGUUUAACACUUUAUCGCAUGAUGAUGUGUCAACUUAAUGUAAGAGGAACAUAUUCUCCAAACUGGAGAAAUCCAUGAGCUCGAUAUGACACGAUGGAGUUCUUAAGACAUUUCCGCUGACUUGGAACAGUGGGCUUAUUCAACGUAUUCUCUCUGUAAGCAAGCUCGUCUUACAGACCAUAGUAAGUGUUGAGGUGGCACCCUCAUUGAUAUUAAGAAAAACUCUUUACAGCAGUAAUUAAUGCAAGACUCUUUGGUUUGAAAUUCCAAACAGCAUAUCUGU
Molecule: messenger RNA, 2926 nt
Organism: Haliotis rubra (blacklip abalone)
Lineage: Eukaryota; Metazoa; Mollusca; Gastropoda; Lepetellida; Haliotidae
Exons: 3
Coding region: 1-2388 (795 amino acids)
Source: RefSeq, a predicted model, not a curated record